AUGUCAUCAAAAACCUCUAUUACUGGUGUCCUUAACGUGACACCAGAUAGUUUUAGCGAUGUGGGAAAGUAUUUAUCCACACAGUCUUCCGUUUCUCAGGUUCAACUGAUGUUAUCAGACGGGGCAGAUAUUAUUGAUUUAGGUGCACAAUCAACCCGACCAAAGGCAUCCAAAUCUGCCGAGGAAGAAUUGGACCGAGUUAUCCUUGUCCUAGAAGCAGUCAAAAAUAUGCCCGAGAUGAAGGGAAAGCUUCUAUCUGUGGAUACAUUCUAUUCCCUGGUUGUUACUGAAGCAAUCAGCUAG
Messenger RNA from Fraxinus pennsylvanica, 303 nucleotides. The record is from the annotation of a GenBank genome assembly. NCBI's taxonomy places the organism in Eukaryota, Viridiplantae, Streptophyta, Magnoliopsida, Lamiales, Oleaceae.